AGCAAUGAGAUGGACUGACGUGCACGCAAGAGGCAGAGAGAAUCUAGUAUCGAACAGGGCAUCUAAGUACUUGUUGUUGUCGCUAGUAAACUAAAAUAUUAUAACAUAGCUAGCUUAUUGCUUCAAAAACAUCCGACAUUUGCUUUUGAAAUGACAGACCUACGGCAUCGUGGAACGGCAGAAAACGAGCUACAACAGCAACAGUCUGAUGACAAGGGCUCUGAGAAGGAGGGGGGCUCUGACGGAGAGACCAAGCCUGACCCGGGAGUCCCAGAGGUGCCUGUGUCCACUGACGACACCCCCGAGGUCCUCAACAAGGCCCUGUCCGGACUGUCGUCACGAUGGAAGAACUGGUGGGUUCGAGGGAUACUGACUCUGGCCAUGAUCUCUUUCUUCUUCUUCAUCAUCUACAUGGGCCCCAUCGUUCUCAUGAUGAUAGUGCUGUGUGUGCAGAUAAAGUGCUUCCAAGAGAUCAUCACCAUCGGCUACAGCGUGUACCACUCUUAUCACCUUCCCUGGUUCAGAACGUUGAGCUGGUACUUCCUGUUGUGCGUCAACUACUUCUUCUAUGGUGAGACGGUGACCGACUACUUCUUCACGCUGGUGCAGAGGGAGGAGCCUCUUCGCAUCCUCAGCAAAUACCACCGCUUCAUCUCCUUCGCCCUCUACCUCACAGGGUUCUGCAUGUUUGUGCUGAGCCUGGUGAAGAAGCACUAUCGUCUGCAGUUCUACAUGUUUGGCUGGACUCAUGUGACUCUGCUGAUUGUGGUGACACAGUCUCACCUCAUCAUCCACAACCUGUUUGAGGGCAUGAUUUGGUUCAUAGUGCCCAUCUCCUGUGUGAUCUGUAAUGACAUCAUGGCCUACAUGUUCGGCUUCUUCUUCGGACGCACCCCCCUCAUCAAGCUGUCUCCUAAGAAGACGUGGGAGGGCUUCAUCGGAGGGUUCUUCGCCACUGUCGUGUUUGGCAUCCUGCUGUCCUAUGUGAUGGCUGGCUACCAGUACUUCGUGUGCCCGGUGGAGUUCAACAACGACUCCAACCGCUUCACGGUGGACUGCGAGCCCUCGGAGCUGUUCGUGCUGCAGGACUACGGGAUGCCCGCCAUGCUGGAGUCUCUCACUGGCUGGACCACGGUUCGUCUCUACCCCUUCCAGAUCCACAGCAUCGCCCUCUCUGCCUUCGCCUCCAUCAUGGGACCCUUCGGCGGUUUCUUUGCCAGUGGCUUCAAGAGGGCCUUUAAGAUCAAGGACUUUGCCGACACCAUCCCUGGUCACGGCGGCAUCAUGGACCGCUUCGACUGCCAGUACCUCAUGGCCACCUUCGUCAACGUUUACAUCGCCAGCUUCAUCAGGGGCCCCAACCCCGCCAAGGUGGUCCAGCAGCUGCUGGCGUUGCGUCUGGACCAGCAGCUCGUCAUCUUCAACUCCCUGAAGACCCACCUGACCGAGAGGGGCCUGUUGCAGGUCGGCGAGGAGGCUGCCUAGAGCCUCACCCUCACCCGCAGACGCCUGCUGCUCCAGUGGGAGGAGAGCAAGGAUACAAACGAGGAAAAACAAACAACAACAAAAAUCUACGAAAGCCUUGGGUCAUUCCGUGUUGUGUAUGAAUGUGAGAGUGCGCGUGUUAUAUUUUGUCCGUGUUUCAGGUUGUCUGUAAGUGACUGUAUGAGUGUUGUCAACCAUAGUACCUAAAGUGAUGCCACUUUACAUUUCUGCGUGUACACAGGAUAACCUGUACCUCCGACGUGUGUGUGAAUAUUUGAGGGUACAUGUCCUAUUUUAUAUUUUGUGUUUUAAUGCACUGCUCGAACAUGCUGACACUGUGUCCGUGCUUAUGUUUCGUUUGCUUCCGCCGUCAUUGUAUUUAUAUAUCUGUGGUUGUGUUUUUACAUUGAUAUCUCGCCAUUUCAUCCCUUUUGUCUGUUUUACCCCCACGGGAGACAGUGGGCUGUGUAUGCCCAGAUGUUCUGGGGCAUACACAGUCGCACCGUGCACAUGCUUCUGUUUGUCAGUGUUGCUCCUGUGUGUCUCCUUUUUGGGUUUUGUCCUUCGGCGCCAUUUCAGGGCUUUCCGCAUCCAGCCAGACCUUCCUGGAGGCAU
This is a messenger RNA of Osmerus eperlanus (European smelt), 2100 nucleotides long. RefSeq names its product CDP-diacylglycerol synthase (phosphatidate cytidylyltransferase) 2 (gene cds2). Gene Ontology annotation, cellular component: endoplasmic reticulum membrane. The transcript is spliced from 13 exons. Gene Ontology annotation, molecular function: phosphatidate cytidylyltransferase activity. The record is from RefSeq and is a predicted model, not a curated record. Lineage: Eukaryota; Metazoa; Chordata; Actinopteri; Osmeriformes; Osmeridae. Bases 151 to 1485 code for a protein of 444 amino acids.